GUGUUGACUGAGGAACUUCGCUGUGACGUGGUCAAAUGGGGCUUCCUUUGUCUUUCCUGGCUGCCGAUUCGCUGGUUGUGAUUGACCGAAGGUGGAGGAGCUGAGUGCGCCCAGGUGUGCGUAAAGGAGGAGCUGUGCUUUCCAUGCAGGUGGGGUCUACACAUUCUCACCUCCCCAGUUUCAUUCCUGGUUCGAGUCUGGACCUGAACAUAAUGUAUUCGACCUGACUGCACUUGGUUAAAGUCAUGAGUGGUGUCACAGUUUGGUCCGAGGACAUGGCUGAGGAGGAAGUGCGGCCUUCUCCCCCCUGGUCAGAAGAACGCUGUGAGGAGCUGUGGGACCGUGUGGAAGGGGUGCGGCACAAGCUGACACGUGUCCUCAACCCGGCCAAACUCACGCCGUAUCUGCGUCAGUGCAAGGUCAUUGAUGAGCAGGAUGAAGACGAGGUGCUCAACUCCACGCAGUACCCGCUGCGCAUCAGCAAGGCCGGUCGUUUGUUGGACAUUCUGCGUGGUCAGGGUCAGCGAGGGAUUCAGGCCUUCAUGGAGUCACUGGAGUUUUACCACCCUGAGCAGUACACACAGCUGACCGGAGAACAGCCCACACAUCGAUGCUCCCUCAUACUAGAUGAGGAAGGUCCCGAGGGUUUGACCCAGUUUCUGCUGCUGGAGGUGCAUAAACUAAGGGAGCAGCUCCGAAACACCCGCAUGUGUGAGCGACGCCUGUCUCAGCGCUGCCGAAUGGCGGAGGAGGAUCGCAGCCGCGCUGAACGUAAAGCACAGGAGUUGCGUCACGACGUACUGCAGCUCGAGAGGCUGCGUCAUGACUGGGAGUCAGCCAGCCGAGAGCUGGGGAAGCUGAAGGACCGAAACCUGGAGCAGGCCCUGAAGUACUCCAGGGCCCUGGAGGAGCAAGGCAAAGCCUCCACCCGAGAGAGGGAGCUACUGAGGCAGGUGGAGGAGCUAAAGUUAAGGUUGACAGAUGCAGAGAAGCAAACACUCGGUACACCAGGGGAUUCUACGCCAACAAAAAGGAACAGUUUGCUCUCUAAUAGAGUAAAAGGUUCUCCACCUGGUUUACCAGUGAAGCCAGUGGACCACACUGAGGAACAGAAAGCUGGGAAUACAGAAACUCAGAUGAGGGACUCGGUUCCUGCCACCAGAGCUCUGAUGGACAUCCUGCAGCAGGACCGCAUGGAGGCUGCAGAGCAGAGGAAGGAGCUCUGUGAGAUCAUCACCAGAGUACAGGCAGAGCUACAGAGCACCGAGGAGCACAGGGACAAGCUGGAGUUGCAGUGUGAGCAGCUACAGCUGAAAGUGAGGACUCUGCAGCUGGACUGGGAGACAGAACAGAAGAGGAGUGUGUCCUACUUCAACCAGGUCAUGGAACUGGAGAAGGAGAGAGAACAGGCUCUGCGCAGUCGAGACAGCCUGCAGUUGGAGUACACCGACUGUCUGCUGGAUAAGAACCGUCUGCGUAAACGUAUUGCAGAGCUGCAGGCGAACCUGGAGCAGCAGCAGAGGGAGCUGGAGAGAGAGAGGGAGAAGAGCCAGGAGAAAAUGGAGCAGACCGGCUCCUGUCUGCACUGUUCCCACCUGUCCCUGUGCAGUGAGGACCAGUGCUACGGCCCCUGCUGUUCCCUCGGCCUGGACCUGAGCUGCCAGUCCAGUAGCACUCCUCUGCUGCUGCGAAAGGCGCCCUCUAGAGGUCGAGCCAAUGAAAACUCAGAGGGUUCUUAUUCAAACUCAGAGGAGAAUCUCCUGUCAUCAACAGAAGACAAUGAAAAGGAGAUAAAUCGGCUCUCUACGUUUCCCUUUCCUCCUUGUAUGAAUUCCAUCGAUCGACGUUUCAACACUGAGUUUGACUUGGAUUCCUGGGGCAGCGAUGAGAAUGACAACAUUACAGGUGAGCAGCGUGAACCUUCUUUGUGGGACUCCUGGAACUCCCUACACUCCCACCUCUUCCCCCCUGACUUGGUCAACCUGCCCACCAUCUCAUCACACCAGUCCUGUCCCAGUGUUCCCAGGAUACCCCCCUGCUCCCCAUCUUCGAGCCCCCCCACCCUGCCAAAGCACAAAAGAGCCAGUCUUGCUGAUGACAUCACGAUAGUCGGAGGAAACCGAACAGGAAUCUUUGUCAGCCACGUGAGACCUGGUUCCCCAGCUGAACAGUGUGGACUGAAGGAGGGCAGUGAGCUGCUGGAGCUAGAGAGGGUUCUGUUUGGUGGGGGCAGUGUGCUGCUGGGACAGUGCACUGCUGAGGUAGCCCACUUUUCUCUGCAGUGGUGGACUGAGCCUUCAGCACUCAAACAUCAGAGCAACCCAGAGGCAUACUCAAAGCUCUGCUCCCAGCUCUCCUCACCUACUUUCAUGGGUGCUGACUCCUUCUAUGUGCGUGUCAAUCUCAACAUGGAGCCUCAUGGUAACCCACCUUCUCUAGGUGUGUCCUGUGAUGACAUUAUACAUGUCACAGACACAAGGUACGAUGGGAAAUACCACUGGCACUGUUCCCUUGUGCACCCAUGCACAGCCAAGCCAAAGCAGGCAGGGACCAUGCCCAACUACAACAGGGCACAACAGCUGUUACUUGUAAGGCUGCGGAAAAUGGCCCUGGAGCAAAAGGAUAAGAAGAAGUUCUUGAAGAAAGCAUCAGGCCGCAUACGAUUGGUCAAAGCCGUGGACCCUGGUUUCCGUGGGAGCGGCUCAACACAGCAGGUCCUUUACACACUCGGAAAACGUCACGAGGAGCACUUGAUCCCAUACAGUUUAGUGGAGCCGGUACAGGUUAAGACAAAGCGGCCGGUAAUCUUCUCCCCCUCUCUUCUGUCCCGGGGUCUCAUAGAGAGGCUGCUGCAACCUGCAGAGUCUGGUUUACACUUCAACACCUGCCCACUAGAGCCAAUUCAGGCUUCAGAAAGGCGAGACAAGCAAGUGUUCUUGUUGGAUUCCUGCGGUCCAGAGCAGGCUCUGGGGAUACGGCUGCAGUCCAUACAGGAUGUCAUCGACCAGGACAAGCACUGUCUGCUGGAGCUGGGGCUGCACAGUGUUGAGGGCUUAAUGAAACAGGGCAUUUACCCCAUCGUCAUCCACAUCCGCCCUAAGAACAAGAAGCACAAGAAGCUGAAGAAGCUUUUUCCAUGGUGUGGGGAGGACACCAUAAUGGAGGAGGCGUGCAAGGCAGAGGAGGUGCAGCUGGAGAUGCUUCCCCUGCUUCACAGCACCUUGGAGCCCAGCACCUGGAGCAACACCUACGAGCUGCUGGCAGCCAUACGCAAUGCCAUCUACAGCCAGCAGAUGGCAGUAGCAUGGGUGGAACUGGAUUGGCUGCAGCAAAGCAGAGACACAGAAAUGAAUAUUCACCAAGCACAAAACUAGGUUGUCUUGUCUGUGAAGAGUCAGGUUCCUAUAGAGGAUGAACAUUUAGUGUUAGCUCAUCCUACUAUUCUAAGGAAGUAGGGCAACAUCAACUUUGGAUCUCAGAUGAGGUCAAAUUAGGCCAGUGUACAUUCAUGCAAACAGAAAUUUUAUCAUUCUCAUCUAUAUUGCCAAGAUGGACUAAGUAAAAUGGGAGAAUAGUGAAAAAACGUAAAAGAUUUGAUCCAUACAAGGAUGUCGCAUGUCAACAGGAAUUAUAACUGUUGUGAGUGGACAGUGAAGCUGUGAGGAAGAGGGACCAAAGGCAUAAUUGAAGGAGAGCAUAGCAAGAGAUAUAUUGGACAGCCAGAUCUGCUUAUCCACAUCUUGUAUUUGCAGUAAAUAUUCUGCCCUAACAGUUGUAUAGAGUUUAAACAUAUCAACUUGACAGAGAAAUUUUUUAUUUACACUACAUUGUACUACAGAAGCUUUAGUUCACUGUGACUGUUAAAUCAUUAUUCAUUUGUAACCAUUUUUAAAAAAUAAAUUAAAACAGAAGAAUUGAGGUUUACAUCACUUGUGUGCUCUUAUGUGAGUUGCACUAAUUCUCUUUUAAAAUGAAAUAUAACCACACAUACAUCAGUGUAGUAUAGAGCAAUCCAUUUAAUAGGGGUGGGGGGGUUGUAAUAUU
Messenger RNA from Monopterus albus (swamp eel), 4044 nucleotides. RefSeq names its product caspase recruitment domain-containing protein 10. The transcript has 24 exons. NCBI's taxonomy places the organism in Eukaryota, Metazoa, Chordata, Actinopteri, Synbranchiformes, Synbranchidae. Bases 246 to 3374 code for a protein of 1042 amino acids. Gene Ontology annotation, biological process: regulation of apoptotic process. Gene Ontology annotation, molecular function: CARD domain binding. Gene Ontology annotation, cellular component: cytoplasm. The record is from RefSeq and is a predicted model, not a curated record.